Talaromyces proteolyticus is the source of this 1407-nucleotide messenger RNA. Its product is annotated as glycoside hydrolase superfamily. The record is from RefSeq and is a predicted model, not a curated record. The transcript has 3 exons. Gene Ontology annotation, molecular function: hydrolase activity, hydrolyzing O-glycosyl compounds. The coding region runs from base 1 to 1233 and encodes 410 amino acids. Lineage: Eukaryota; Fungi; Ascomycota; Eurotiomycetes; Eurotiales; Trichocomaceae.
AUGCGUGGCAUUAAAGGUGUUUUCUGUGUCCUUCUCUCCUCCACUACCCUCGCUUCUGGAGCCUGGAAACCCCCAUUUAGCACUUUGAGUCGUUGGAUUGUCGACUCUAAUGGGAACAAUGUCACUUACGCAGGAGCAAACUGGCCUGGGGCCGCCGAAGUGAUGAUUCCUGAGGGCAUGCAGUAUGCAUCUAUUGAAUCGACCGUGUCCAAGCUGAAAAGCUUGGGUAUGAACGUGGUUCGCUUGACCUUUGCGAUCGAGUUGGUCGACGAUAUUCUGGACAACGGUGGCGAUGUGACAGUGAGCAAAUCAUUGAUUAACGCCUUAGGGAGUGCAAAUGGAACAACGAUAUUCCAAGGAAUCCAAAAGGCAAACCCACAAAUCAAUGAGAAUACUACCAGACUUGAGGUCUAUGACAUGGUUGCUGAGGAAUGUGCCAAACAAGGCAUAUUCGUCCAUUUAGAUAACCACAUUUCUAAGGCCAUGUGGUGUUGCUCGACGGAUGAUGGCAAUGGCUGGUUUGGCGACACCUAUUUCGAUGUUGACAAGUGGAAGAGAGGACUAUCGUAUAUGGUGUCUCACGCCGCCUCCUGGAGCUCAUUUGUGAGCAUCGGUCUACGCAAUGAGCUGCGUCAGCCUACUACAGUAAAUGCCAGCUAUCCAUACAACUGGGAGACAUGGUACGCACAGAUGAUCGGCGCAGCCUCUGUUGUUAAUUCAGCUAAUUCCGAUGCCCUCAUCUUCCUCGGUGGGAUAGACUAUGACACAACACUCAGCCCAAUUCCAACGGGUAAUGACCUUGGUGAUGGAAGAGAAUUUCAUCUGUCAGAUUUUAAUUUCUCGAACAAACUCGUUCUAGAAAUUCACAACUACGAUUCAUCCACAACAAGCUGUGAUUCUCUGUCUGAAAGUCUGCUUACCGAUGGGUUCGACGCGCUGGAAACUUCAAACUCAUCGAUUGUCAAUGUUAUGCCUGUCGUAAUGACAGAAUUCGGUUUUCUGCAGGACGAUACGACUUGGCAGGGUGUGUAUGCCUCGUGUUUGAGAACGUGGCUUCCGUUGGUGAAAGCUGGAUGGAUUACAUGGGUUCUAGCUGGCAGUUAUUACAUUAGGGAGGGCAUCCAGGAUGCCGAUGAGACAUGGGGCCUUUUGAAUCAUGCCUGGACUGACUGGAGGUCCCAAGACGCAGUGGAGAAUGGCAUGGCAGUAAUGGUGAACAGUUCACUUGCUUGACUCUCGUCUCUUCUACCAGAAGAGCAGUAUUUCUAACCUCCAGAUUCUAUUCAUGGAAGGCAGCCAUUUCUUGUAGCUCGGAUGUGUAACAUGAUAGAUAAUGUUGCAAAGGAUAUUUAAUCAACUGAAUAAAAAACUUGUACGUUUUCGCUUCGUAUGUGCAUACCUUUGGUU